Molecule: messenger RNA, 6215 nt
Organism: Toxotes jaculatrix (banded archerfish)
Lineage: Eukaryota; Metazoa; Chordata; Actinopteri; Toxotidae
Product: A disintegrin and metalloproteinase with thrombospondin motifs 9-like
Exons: 40
Coding region: 65-5872 (1935 amino acids)
Biological process (GO): extracellular matrix organization; proteolysis
Cellular component (GO): extracellular matrix
Molecular function (GO): zinc ion binding; metalloendopeptidase activity
Source: RefSeq, a predicted model, not a curated record
ACCGGAGGAAUACAGUAUUACUACAGGACUGCAGGCUGCCGCUCUCCUCUGAACGUGGACAAUCAUGCAUGUGCUCUUCUGGGGCUUGGGGUUCCUGCUAUUCCCUGAUUUCUUGAAUGUAGUCGCAUCUACAGGGAGAUUGCCUUUGAAUUCAAGUACAGUAAAAGAGGAGGUCGGCGCUUAUGAGAUAGUAACACCGGUGCGAGUGAAUGAAGCCGGUGACAAAUUUCCCACCAGUGUCCACUUCAAGAGGAAAAGACGGAGUUUGGACGAGAGCACCGGGAAUACUACGGAUCACUGGGCCUCGCCAAAUAUCCACUACAGGAUAUCUGCUUUCGGACAGAACUAUCACCUCAACCUCACGCUGGACUCGGGAUUUAUCGCACCUUUCUACACUGUGACAAUACUUGGAGUACCCCGAGGAGAUAACAUAACGGAUUUUGCAGCAGAUGGGGAGGUGGAGGAGGAGGAGGACACGGAGUUAAGGCACUGCUUCUAUAAAGGACAUGUAAAUGCACAAGCAGAACACGCCGCGGUCAUCAGUUUGUGCUCCGGACUGCUUGGCACUUUCAGGUCUCCAGAAGGGGAGUAUUUUGUGGAGCCCCUACACAGCUAUCAAGGAGAACAUUAUGAAGAGGAACACACAAAACCUCAUAUUGUUUACAGGAAGAGUGCACCCAAGAAACAGACAUCUGGGGAGAACUCAGCUUGUGACACUUCAGGACACAAACACAGACAUAAGAGGCACAAGCUGAAGAGAAGGACAGCGGCUGGGGUGACCACUGUGUCCAAUGCAGCCCCGGUGGUCAGCGCUGGUAUAUUCAGUGACGUGGAGUCAUUGAGUUCUCGCUUGGCCAGCAAUGCUUUACUCAGAUCAGAGAGCGGCAGUGCUAGCGCUAGACCAUCAAAUGAUAGCAGUGGUGACUCAGGACCUCACAGGAGAUCAAAACGCUUCCUCUCCUACCCGCGCUUUGUUGAAGUCAUGCUGGUGGCCGACAGCAAAAUGGUGGAGCAUCAUGGCAGCAACCUACAGCACUACAUACUCACAUUAAUGUCUAUAGUCUCUUCCAUCUACAAGGACCCCAGCAUUGGCAACCUGAUUAACAUUGUGAUUGUAAAGUUAGUCAUAAUAAACAACGAGCUGGAUGGUCCGGUCAUUUCAUUUAACGCACAGACCACUUUAAAGAACUUCUGCAUUUGGCAGCAGAGCCAGAACAUCCUGGACGAUAAUCACCAUUCCCAUCACGACACGGCCAUCCUCAUCACCAGGCAGGACAUCUGCAGAGCAAGGGAUAAGUGUGAUACGUUAGGACUUGCAGAGCUGGGCACAGUGUGUGAUCCUUACAGGAGCUGCAGCAUCAGCGAGGACAAUGGACUCAGCACUGCGUUCACUAUUGCCCAUGAACUUGGCCACGUGUUUAACAUGCCUCAUGAUGACAGUACCAAGUGUAAGGAGGAUGGAGUUAAGAUUCAGCAACACGUGAUGGCUCCCACGCUGAACUACAACACAAACCCUUGGAUGUGGUCCAAGUGUAGCAGGAAGUACAUCACAGAGUUCCUCGACACAGGAUAUGGUGAAUGCUUGCUCGACGAGCCUGUUUCUAGGCCGUACAGUCUCUCGCAGCAGCUGCCUGGACGGAUAUACAAUGUCAAUAAACAGUGUGAAUUGAUAUUUGGGCCGGGAACGCAGGUGUGCCCUUAUAUGACUCAGUGUCGGAGACUGUGGUGCACCAGUCCAGAGGGUGCCCAGCAGGGAUGCAGAACCCAGCAUAUGCCAUGGGCAGACGGCACCGACUGCUCCCCUGGAAAGCACUGCAAACAUGGCCUCUGUAUAGCCAAAGAGCAUGAUGCCACACCUGUGGAGGGGGCAUGGGGAGUUUGGAGCCCUUUUGGUACCUGUUCGCGGACAUGCGGCGGGGGCAUCAAGAUAGCUGUGCGAGAAUGCAACCGACCCGUGCCCAGGAAUGGAGGAAAGUAUUGUGUUGGUCGCCGGAUGAAGUUUCGUUCCUGUAACUCUGAGCCCUGCUCCAAGCAGAAGAAGGACUUCAGGGAGGAGCAAUGUGCUGCUUUUGAUGGCAGGCACUUCAACAUCAACGGUCUACCUCCUAAUGUUCGCUGGGUGCCCAAAUACAGCGGAAUCUUAAUGAAGGACAGGUGUAAGCUGUUCUGCAGGGUGGCGGGCAGCACGGCCUACUAUCAGCUCAGGGACCGGGUCAUUGAUGGCACGCCGUGUGGACCUGAUACCAACGACAUCUGUGUCCAGGGCCUGUGCAGGCAAGCGGGCUGUGACCAUGUAUUGAACUCUAAAGCCAGGAGGGACAAAUGUGGCGUGUGCGGAGGUGACAACUCUUCUUGCAAAACUGUGGCAGGCACCUUCAACAUUGUCCGCUAUGGCUAUAAUGAAGUAGUGCGAAUACCUAGUGGUGCUACAAACAUAGAUGUGCGUCAACACAGCAACUCAGGGAAACCAGAGGAUGACAACUACCUCGCCAUAUCAAAUAGCCGUGGAGAGUUCCUGCUUAAUGGAGAGUUUGUGGUCAGCAUGUUCAAAAGGGAAAUCAAAGUAGGAAAUGCCGUCAUUGAGUACAGUGGCUCUGACCAUGUUAUUGAGAGGAUCAACUGUACCGACCGUAUCGAAGAGGAGAUCAUUGUCCAGGUGCUGUCGGUUGGGAACCUUUACAACCCAAAUGUCAGGUAUUCUUUUAACAUCCCUAUAGAGGACAAACCUCAGCAGUUCUUCUGGGAUGCCUAUGGGCCCUGGCAGGAGUGCAGCCGCCUGUGCCAAGGAGAGCGAAAGAGGAAGAUUCUCUGUAGCAGAGAGUCGGACAGGGUGGUGGUGUCAGACCAGAGGUGUCACGGUACAGCCAGACCUGCCGUCAUCACUGAACCCUGCAACACUGAAUGUGAACUCAGGUGGCACGUGGCCCGUAAGAGUGAGUGCACAGCUCAGUGUGGUCUGGGAUAUCGUACCCUGGAAAUAUACUGUGCCAAAAUCAGCCAUGCAGACGGCAAGACCCAGAAGGUUGAUGACCGCUACUGCAGUGGUCAGCGCAAACCUGAUGACAAGGAAGGUUGCCAUGGAGACUGUAACCCGGGUGGCUGGGAGUACUCGCCUUGGUCAGAGUGCUCCAAGAGCUGUGGUGGGGGCACUCGCCGUAGAGGGGCAGUGUGUCGAAAGGCAGCUGAGGCUGGUGGUGAUGAGAGCAAAUGCAGUCAAAGGGACAAGCUGACCGUCCAGCCCUGCAAUGAAUUCCUCUGUCCACAAUGGAAGACUGGUGACUGGUCUGAGUGCCUCGUGACAUGCGGGAAAGGCUACAAGCAUCGUCAGACGUGGUGUCAGUUUGGUGAGGACCGUCUAGACGAUCGCUUUUGUGGCUCGUCUAAACCCGAGUCAGUGCAGACGUGCCAGCAGCAGGAGUGUGCCUCUUGGCAGGUCGGACCCUGGGGACAGUGCACUACCUCGUGUGGGCCAGGCUACCAGAUGCGAGCGGUGAAGUGUGUGGUUGGCUCUUAUGGUGCUGUCAUGGAUGACACUGAAUGUAACGCUGCCACCCGACCCACCGACACCCAGGACUGUGAACUGGCUCAGUGUCCCAGCAGCCACCCUGUUCCCCCGGGGACCAAAGUCCCCUCCCACCAAGGCCACAAAACCCAGUGGCGGUUUGGUUCUUGGACCCAGUGUACUGCCAGCUGCGGCAAAGGGACACGGAUGCGCUAUGUGAGUUGCCGUGACAACCAGGGCGGUGUGGCAGAGGAGUCAGCAUGCGCCCACCUACCAAAACCCCCUGCGAGAGAAGUGUGCUCAGCAGUGGCCUGCGGACAGUGGAAAGUGCUGGAGUGGACAGUGUGCUCAGUAACCUGUGGUCAGGGGAAGACGACACGGCAGGUACUGUGCGUCAUCAACGACCAAGAAGUGAACGCUAGUGAAUGUGACCCAGAUGAUCGUCCUACCACAGAGCAGGACUGUGCUAUGUCUCAAUGCCCGUCCCGCUCCAGUGACUCCCGACCUUUGCCGUCCUUACCAAACUCCAGCGCCAGGAACAACCUGCCCCGUAGCCUGUCCCACCAGUGGCGGACUGGACCGUGGGGCGCGUGCUCCAGCACAUGUGCAGGAGGUUUCCAGCGGCGUGUAGUAGUGUGCCAGGAUGAGAACGGCUACCCUGCCAACAGCUGUGAGGAUCGCAGCCGCCCCAAUGAGCAACGAUCCUGUGAGUCAGGGCCAUGUCCACAGUGGAUCUAUGGCAACUGGGGAGAGUGCACCAAGCCAUGUGGAGGUGGGAUAAAGACGAGGCUGGUGGUGUGUCAGCGUCCAAAUGGCGAGCGUUUCAAUGAUCUGAGCUGCGAGAUCCAUGACAAGCCACCAGAUCGUGAGCAGUGCAAUACUCAGCCAUGCCCAUCUAGCCCCCACUGGAGCACAGACCCAUGGAGCUCGUGCUCAGCAUCCUGUGGAAAAGGAUUCAAGUCCCGUAAGGUGAGCUGCGUGACCGGGUCCGGCCGCCCAGUACCAGAGGAAAACUGCCAGCACCUGUCCCCCAAACCCAACAAGCAGAGGCACUGCCGAGGAGGACGAUGCCCCAAGUGGAAGACUGGCAACUGGGGAGAGUGCUCAGCAUCAUGUGGCGACGGCGUCCAGCAACGGGAGGUGUUCUGUCGGAGCCCACUGGAGACCGGCUGCUCCCAGCGCUCCAGACCGGCUUCCAGCCAAAGCUGCCGCGUCGCUGACUGUCCCUCUCGGUACCGGUGGAAAGAAGGAGACUGGCAGGCGUGCAGUAAGUCAUGUGGAUCGGGCCAUAGAAGACGAGCCUUACAGUGUGUGGACCACAACCAGCACGAGGUCCACGAGAUGUACUGUGUGAACCAGAUCAGACCGCCAGACACAGAGAGGUGCAAUACCCACGUCUGUGAAUUCAUCUGGAUCACAGGGGAAUGGACUGAGUGCUCAGCCAGCUGUGGCCAGGGCUACCGCCAGCGUCUGAUCUCUUGCAGCGAGGUGCAUGUGGAGAAUGACAACUAUGAGUACGGCCAUCAGUCUUUGUCCAACUGCCCCGGGACCCCUCCUGAGAGCUACAUACCUUGUAAUCUGGACCCGUGCCCGCCACCACAGGAGUGGAGGGUUGGUAUCUGGGGACCGUGUUCAGCGAACUGUGGUGACGGAGUAAUGGAGAGGACGGUGCAGUGUGUGUCAGCAGAUGGCCAGGAAAGCCAUAGGUGUCCCCUAGACGCCAAGCCAGAAGCCAGAACAGUCUGCAGAAAUCCAAGCUGCCGUUUGCCUUCCAGCUGUCAGGAAAUCCAGAGCAAGAACGGCCCCCUCCCAGACAGUGAACACUUUCUCAGUAUUCAAGGAAAAGCACUCAAGGUCUACUGUGCAGGAAUGCAGACAGAGACUCCACAGGAGUACAUCACCUUGAUGAUGGGAGAAGGGGAGAAUUUUUCUGAGAUCUUUGGAUUCAGGCUAAAUGACCCCACCCAGUGCCCAGCCAAUGGCUCCAGAAGAGAGGACUGUGACUGUCGGAGAGACUACACCUCUGCUGGCAUCACCACCUUUUCCAAAGUUCGUCUGGACAUCAGCAAGAUGAGCAUCGUCACUACAGACUGGCAGUUUGCUUUCACCCGUGAAGGCAAAAGUGUUCCAUUUGCCACAGCUGGAGACUGCUACAGCGCCGCCCAUUGUCCACAGGGUCGGUUCAGGAUCAACCUCUCAGGAACAGGUUUUAAGGUGGCUGAGGACACCUCCUGGAUCUCCCAGGGCAACUAUGCGGUGGCUCUUGUACAAAAAUCACAGGAUGGUAGCAGAGUGUCAGGAAUAUGCGGAGGCUACUGUGGUAAAUGUACACCCUCCUCUGGAUCCAGUCUGCCUGUAACAGUGGAGUAGACCAAACGUCAUCAAACAGUCCUCUUCAGGUGCUUGUCGCAUCAGCACAUCCCUCCUCUUUGGUGCUACAGCCAACAACUCAGACCCAUCCUUCACACGACCUCUUUUACUCCUAUGUGUGUAUAAUGUAAAUGAAUCUGGUGUAAGUACUGUACAUAGCAGGAUAAAAAUGUCUUAUUUAUUAUACUCUCCAUUUAUUUUUGUAUUGUAAUGUAAUUUAAUUGUUUUGUUGUCCACAGCGAACACCGCACACUUACCAUUUAUUAGAUUUUUUUUUUUUGCCAGAAUGUGCCUUCCAUUUUGGAUAUUUGCCAUUUGGACUUUGUAGUGUUGUCGUUAAUCC